GUUGCCGCCGGUUUAGGCGCCAGCUUUGGAGACGCAUGACUACAAAACCAUUUUAUGGAAACUACGACGACUCUGGAGUUUGGUCUGAAAAUAACGGUUGUGUGGUUAAGUGAAAUGCAAUGAUAUGUCUUACGUCUACUGCAACCACGUAUCUUAACCGUCUAUGAACAGGCACCGUAGAAAAUGCAACGCUCCCUUUGGUUGCUAUGGUGGUAACGUGAACUCAACGUUAGCAUUGCACUUUACUAAGCUAACGACAUUUAACCAGUCUAUUGGCAGGCGAACGCUACUAUCUUCCAUAUUGUAGCGCUGCUAAUGUUAUUUAUCUUAGACAACGUGCCUAGUGAAACAAAGUGGAUUUUACUGUGGUCGUGGCACUCGGUUGAAGAGGUGCAUCCUCAGCACCCAUCAUGUCUAUAGACUUCGACAGCAACGCGCUGCAGACCCAGCAUGAGGAGGAGGAGUACGAUCCGGAGGACUACGCCAGAGAGCAGGAGCUCCACAAGCUCCUGACGGACCUCCCAGAUGACAUGCUAGAGGACAGCCGUGACUCCUCCCCCGAGCUCAACGACUCGCCCUGCAGUAACCAUGGCAAUGGCAACAGACCUCAGCACGCCUGGAACGGGCAAACUGAAUGGACCAAUCAGAGACCCCCAGCUCUCACUGAGGAUAACUAUGAGGACGAGGGCUCGUACCAUCAGGACUACAGCUAUGAGAACGGCCCCGGCCCACUGGGCCAGGGGGGCGUUCAGGGGUACCCCUACUCCAGCACGGGGCCUGAGGAGUCCUCCUGCACCAACGACUUCUCCAUAGACAAGGGAUACGAGCAGGAACCGCACCCAAACGACCAGCAGAACUACAACCAGUACAGGAACCACUUCCAGAAUGUGGACAAUGGUGGGACAGCAGAGAAGAUGCCCAAUCACCAUAAGGCCACUUUCCAGCCCCGCCAGCCCUCCCAGAUGUUCAGCCCAGAGGGGCAUCAGAACGGGCACCUCCCGAACGGCCACCUCCCGAACGGCCACCUCCCGAACGGGCACCUCCCGAACGGCCACCUCCCGAACGGGCACCUUCCGAACGGCCACCUCCCGAAAGGCCACCUCCCGAACGGCCACCUAGAGCAGCUGCAGCGGGACUUUCUGGACUCCAGACAGAACACGCUGGAGGGCCAGCAGUUGGCGCAGCUGCAGGUGCUGCAUCAGGCCCAGAACAGACAGCUGGAGGAGCUUGAGCGCAAGAUGGAGGACAGCAAACGCAGCAUCCGCUUCCUGGAGCACCAGCUCGCCAUCGUCAAGGAUGAGAAGGAGGGUCUGGCAGUGUCUUUGAAGGAGUCGUCUCGUGUGCUGGAGGAGACUCAGAGCAGAGAGGCUCAGCUGCAGGCCAGCGUCACCGCCCUGGAGCGACAGAUACACACCCUCACCGAGAGAGACCAGGAGAGCCAGAAGAAGCUGUGUGUGGCCGAGGCGGCGGUGGACAGCAUGCAGCAGCAGAUGAUGGAGAUGUGUCGCUCAGACACACUCACCCGCGUCCGAGAGCAGCAUGACCGAGACACACACGCAUUCCGGGAACAGCACGAAGCCAGGGUGCUCAGCCUGCAGCAGAUGCUCGACUCACACACACAUGCCCUGCAGGAACAGACGGAGCUGGGCCAGCGGCUGCGUGAGCAGGUGCGUCAGCUGGAGCGUCAGCGUGAGGAGGAGCAGGUGGAGAGAGCCUCCGUCAUCAACGCCCUCACACAGCGCCUGGAGGACAGCCAGAAGCAGUGUGCCAAGCUGCUGCACACAGGCUCGGUGCAGGAGAUGAGUCAGAUGCAGAUGAGACUGCAGCAGGCCCAGUCUGCCAAGAGCAUGAGCGAGGAGAUGAACAAAGCACUGCAGGAGGAGCUGAGUGAACUGAAGGAUCAGAUCCGGCUGUAUGAGUCUGCAGUGAAGCUAGGGGUGGUGUCCCUGGACAGCAGGGGCGACUGGGACAACCAGCUGUCCGACUCCUACGCAGAGCUGGGCAUCAAGAAGGUCAACUGGAAAAAAACAUGCAUGCACAGCACCCCGGCGCAGGGUGAGGGUGUGGAGCCGAGUGAGGUGGUGCGGGAGCUGCGGGCGGAGCUGCAGCGCUGUCUGGCCAGCCUGAAGGACAAGCGCCAGCGUAUCUCUGACCUGCAGCACGACCUGCACGUCACCCAGGAGCAGCUGCAGCAGCACAGCGCGCACACACACUCCAGCACCAGCACCUCACCGAAGGGAGACGGAAGCCUCCAGAAGCCUGCGGGAGCAGCAGCAGCGUCCUCCUCAGAUCUAACUCUGCUGCAGGAGGAGCGGCAGCACCUGCAGGACAGAGUGGAGGUCUUGGAGAGGCGUAAUGCGGAGCUGAAGCAGAGCGAGGAGAAGGUGAAGGCGGCCAACUCUGAGCUGUGCUCCAAGAUGAGGGAGAUGAUCCAGGAGCUGGACCAGGAGAAGCAGGAGGCAGAGGAGCGGUAUGAGCGGACGCAGCAGCAGUUCCGUGACGACGUGGUGAAGCGUGUGAGUUCGGAGCUGACCCAGGAGCACCAGGCUCAGAUGGAGGAGCUGAGGACCCAACACCAGCAGCAGACCCAGGCCCUAGAGUCUAAGCUGUGUGAGCUGCAGGGGGAGAUGGUUGCAGUACAGGAGUGCUACAUCUCCAUCUGUAAGGAGAAAGACCGGCUGGAGGAGGAGGAGAGUAAGAGGCAGCAGGCGAGUGAGCGUGCUGUGGAGCAGCUGCGUGCAGAGCUGCAGAGUGAGCACCAGGGGGAGCUGUCGCGCCUCAGGAGCCAGUGGGAGGCGGAGCAGCAGGAGCAUCUCCAGAGCAACCUGGCCUCGGCCCAGCAGAGCUGGCAGCAGCAGCAGCAGGAGGUGGAGCGGGCCUGGUCUGUGCGUCUGGAGCGCGCGGUGGAGGAGGAGCGGAGGCGGCGGGCGGCGGUGACCCAGGAGGGGGGCUGCCAGACGGAGGCUCGGGAGGAGGUGCAGGCCCCCAUGGUCCCUCGGGAGGAGGUGCAGGCCCCCAUGGUCCCUCGGGAGGAGGUGCAGGCCCCCGCGGGCCCUCGGGAGGAGGUGCAGGCGCAGCUGCAGGAGCAGAGGGAGCGGCUGCAGAGGGAGGCGCAGGAGGAGCAGGUGGCGGCCGUGGAGGCGGCCGUGAGGAGGGCACAGCGGGAGCUGCAGCAGAAGCACCUCAAGGAGGUGGCCAAACACGUGGAGGGGGCCGUGUCCAGGGCUCAUAGCCGCUGGCUGGAAGAGCUGCCCACACAACCGGAGUACAAGGCCAGACUGCAGGCUGAGAAAAGCCAGUGGGAACAGCACACACACACACAGAUCUCCGCUGCUGUAGAGGCUGCAAAGGACCAAUGGGAGGAGGCCGCGCAGGCAGACAGGGCGGAGCUGGAGCAGAGCAGAGAGCGUAUUGGCCAGCUGCAGGAGGAGGUGCGGUCCCUUCAGGAGGAGGCACGCUCCCUGGGCGAGCAGCAGGAGGCGCUGCUCGGAGCGGAGCUAGCCGCGGCCCGCGCCUCCUGGACCCGCCGGCAGCAGGAGGAGACGGGCCGUCUCCAGAACCAGCACCAGACCCAGCUGGAGCAGGACCUGCAGCGGGCCAGAGAGGAGGCGCAGCAGGAGGUGAAGGAGGGCCUGCAGGAGGCGCUGCAGCUGCUGAGGAGAGAGGGGGAGAGGACAGAGGAGAAGAGCGACUGCAGGAGAGGGGGGCUGAGGGAGCUCUGCAGGGAGGCGCUGGCUAGAGCUGUGGCCAUCGCCCGCCAGGACUGGAGCAAGAGGAGUGAGGAGAAACUGAGGCACGUGCUGAAGGAGAUGCAGGAGCGACACCAGAAGGAAAUUCUCCAGCUGCAGAACUCGUCAGCGGAGGGCUCGGAUGUUCCGUGUGUCAGUAAGCGUUGCUCGGAGACGGCCUCCCGACUGCAGAAGAAGACUCAGGAGCUGCAGAGGCAGCUGGAGAAAGCCUGCAGACAACUGCAGCAGACCACCAGAGACCACCGCACCACAGUGCAGUACAGACAUGCAGAGCACGAGGAGGUCUUGCGACAGGAAAGGGAAGCCCAUGCCAAGGCUGUGGAAGAGGCCAAAAGAUCUGCUCAGGAGGAAGGUCAUGGCGGUCAGAAGAGCCUCCAGGCUGGCCUGGAGGAGAUGAAGGAGCAGUACACUGGCGCGGUGGAGAAGAUCAGAGGGGAUAUGCUGCGGUAUCUGCAGGAGAGUAAGGAGCGUGCGGCAGAGCUGAUCCGUGGGGAGGUGCAGAGGGAGCGCCAGGAGACGGCCAGACGCAUGCGGCGAUACUACCUCACCUGCCUGCAGGAGCUGCUGCACGAUGGGGGGCACGCCAACGGCGCUGCUGAGAAGAAAAUCAUUAACGCAGCCAGCAAACUAGCCGCCAUGGCCAAAGUCUUGGAGACGCCCAUGAACAAGAAGAAACUCGGCAAGAGCCAAACCGCCCAAGAGGAAGCCAACCUCAUCAGUGUUCCAGGCCAGACUCCCAGAGUUCCCUCUGGCCUGGCCCCUACCUCUGCGCUGGGAGACCCUGUAGGAGUAAGGCCUCAGGCCCUGGCCUGUGUCAGAGAGGCUUCGGAGAGCAGUGGCCAAUCAAACGCUUGCGCCAUCUCGGCCCCAGAAAGCAGCAGCCUGCCCAGGGGCCUGGGGGACCGCACGGCCUCAGAGAGCAGGGGGGCCCCCAGAGAGCAGCCCCAGGGCCUGAGGGGCCCCACGCCUCCACAACUGAAGCCUCCGGCCUCCCAGAAGCCCCCCAUGUCCGCCGCACCCCCCCCCUCCUCGUCCUCGGCGCACGGCGGGCGCCAGAGGGCAGACGCCAGCCGGGCACACGUCACCCUGAGGAGCCAGCACAGGGAGCGGGAGAGAGAGAAGGAGCCACCGCAGCAGCGUCCACGCCGCUCUGACUCGGAUCCAGGGAGGCCCACUGACCUGCUGGCCCACUCACACCUGCACCAGGAGGCCCACUCACACCUGCACCAGGAGGCCCACUCACACCUGCACCAGGAGGCCCACUCACACCUGCACCAGGAGUCAUCCUUCGCCCAGGAGCCUCCGGUCAGGGACGGGGGCCAGAGUGAAUGGAGCAUCGCCAUUGCUGGCUCGUACUUGCCCCCGCACACACACACUCUCAGUAGCAGCGCUGGCUCCUACCAGCCCGCACACACACACUCGCACACACACGCACUCACACUCAGUACCAGCGCUGGCUCCUACCUUCCCCAGCGCACACACACUCCUGUAGCAGACCUGUUUGGGCCGCUGUCUGCGUUAGGGACAGAGUUUGACGUGUGCGGCAGCUUCCUGGGAGACGCCACUGACUCCACCAUCUACAGGCAGAUUGUUAAGGCGACGUCGGGCCUCCCGGAGGGGUUGGGCCGACUCGCUCCUAAGAGCCUCUUCGAGCUGAAAGGGCCGCAGCAGGACAGCGGCUUCAGCAGCCCCCCCUCCCAGCUGAGGAAGAGACCUGCCUGAGGAGACACACACACACACACACAGUCUCCACUUUGGACCUCUCAUUCGGUCUUUCACAAGCUCUGCUUUGGGCUGUGUUGGCAAGCCAGAGCGGAGAUCUGUUUUUAUAUUUGUUUACACUCACCAGAGGGGGGGGCUUGAGGAAUGUGAAGUUUGUGUCAGAAUCAAGUGCCUUGUCUGCAUAAACUGGUACACUGGCCCUCCAGAGUGCAAGAAUUGCUUUUAUUGUAUUUAUGAUGUAAAAUAAGUUUAUUCAUUUUAAGUGUUCUUCCAUUUGUUUUUAUACCAGUCGCUAUGAUUUGUGUUGGAUCCCAGUCUGUUAUCUUCCCCAAUUAAAUGUUUUUUGUUUUUUUAUACCAGUUGCUAUGAUUUGUGUUUUGGAUCCCAGUCCGUUGUCUUCCCUAAUUAAAUGGCUUUUAUG
Alosa sapidissima (American shad) is the source of this 5892-nucleotide messenger RNA. RefSeq names its product centrosomal protein 152 (gene cep152). The transcript has 29 exons. Gene Ontology annotation, cellular component: centrosome. Gene Ontology annotation, biological process: centriole replication. NCBI's taxonomy places the organism in Eukaryota, Metazoa, Chordata, Actinopteri, Clupeiformes, Clupeidae. The record is from RefSeq and is a predicted model, not a curated record. The coding region runs from base 411 to 5471 and encodes 1686 amino acids.